AUGUGUUCCUUAAGCAAGGAGAAGUCAAAGAACCAGGCGACAUCGCUUGAUAGUUUUUUAGUGGUAGUGCGGGCCAGCGCGCUCACCGCGGCGCACGUCAGUCAGUCUUGGAACAGACGCCGCCACGGUUGCACGCCUCCGCAACAGUUUUCUAUAACUUUAUUAUCAAAUUGGCCUUGGCGCUAUUUCGACCUGUUUGUGCGUCCACACGCAGCCGGACCCAAAUAUAUCAAG
Molecule: messenger RNA, 234 nt
Organism: Iphiclides podalirius (scarce swallowtail)
Lineage: Eukaryota; Metazoa; Arthropoda; Insecta; Lepidoptera; Papilionidae
Source: the annotation of a GenBank genome assembly